AGCUCCGUCAUCGUUCCGUCCGGCCAUCAUGUCCUCCGCCCGACUUGCGCGCCAACUCUGCGCCCGUGCGCCCACACGCAUUACUUCUGGACUCAGCAGAAGAGUUGCAACCACUGCUUCAGCCUCUUUCCGACUCCGACACGCAUAUGCUCACCCGAGGGCAUUCCAUACUUCCCCCACCCGCUCGGAAGGCUUCACGAACUUCCUCGCCGACGAUGUGGUCCCUGCCAUUCAAGUCUCGACCAUAACGGAGAGGGAGGGCAUCAAACUCGCCGAUGGAACGGUUAUUCCGUCGGCUUGUAUCUUUCUGAACGCUGCUGUUUUCCUUUGGGACGUCCCGCCUCUCGAACCGACACAGGCACGAUCGUCCUGGGAGGGCUGGUCAGACAAGCACUUCGAGGUCUUCGAGACAGUGCUGCCAAGACCAGAGAUCCUGUUGCUCGGAACUGGCAAGAUCGUAGUCCAGGCACCCCCUGCCAUUCGCAACUACUUGAAGUCGCUUGGGAUUCAACUGGAGGUCACCAGUACACGCGACGCCUGCUCAACGUACAACCUCUUGACCGAGGAGGGUCGCCGAGUCGCUGCCGCCCUUCUCCCGCUGGACCCACAUAAGCAAUGGAAGAAGAUACCAGCAUCGUCAUAGACACUGAUUGCCGCAUCCCCUCUCACCCUGAUAUCCCAAAAGCACAAUGUACAUUGCUCUUACACUAUGGUACAACGCAACCACUCGGCGCGCGGUCAUUCAGAUCGCGUCGACGAUGUCUCCAAUUGCGGCUACUACUUCUUCGGGGCGCGCUUUUCGCUUGUUGGGUCGAUCGCUUUCGGCAGGGUAAACGACAUCGGUUGGCGCAUCUUCGUCGUCUAAGUUGGGUUGGGUGUACUUAAGCGGGAGCAAAUUGCCUGUACAUUGAUGAGCUGCUUCGCCCCUUCUAAGAGGUAGACGACGCACCAUCAUUAUCUUUGAAUCUGAUAUACAGGACAGGCCAUCCCGAAAGGCCCAAGUCUUUCAGGGCCUUCGAUCCG
This is a messenger RNA of Schizophyllum commune H4-8, 1023 nucleotides long. RefSeq lists its product as uncharacterized. The coding region runs from base 29 to 643 and encodes 204 amino acids. Gene Ontology annotation, biological process: mitochondrial respiratory chain complex I assembly. The transcript is spliced from 3 exons. Lineage: Eukaryota; Fungi; Basidiomycota; Agaricomycetes; Agaricales; Schizophyllaceae. Gene Ontology annotation, cellular component: mitochondrial inner membrane. The record is from RefSeq and is a predicted model, not a curated record.